Aureococcus anophagefferens is the source of this 2295-nucleotide messenger RNA. RefSeq lists its product as hypothetical. The record is from RefSeq and is a predicted model, not a curated record. Lineage: Eukaryota; Pelagophyceae; Pelagomonadales; Pelagomonadaceae. The transcript is spliced from 10 exons. The annotation marks the transcript as partial.
AUGAGGUCUGUGACAAACACAGCCAUCGGCGUUGUUGGCUCGGGCCAUAGACUCCUUUUUCACGCGCAUUCAGAGGUUGCCAACGAGGCCCUGGUCAGACGAAAGCUCUGGGCGCUUUCCCGCCGCGUAACGACGCCACUGCUCCUGGAACACGCUUGGCCUGUCCAUGGCCACCAUGGAACCCAACAGCUGGGAAUCAUGCCACGAGUCCAUCACAGAAUAAACCUCUUCAAGAUAGGACACUUGCCGCAAUUCGAGCUCUCUGCAAACAGACGGGGUACUUCUGUGACACAGACUACUGCCAUGUCCAUGAUGCAAACUACCCAUACUGCUCCAGGGAAGUGUUUCUUUGACACAUUUGGCAAAGGCAUCACCAAUGAAUUGGUCGAAACUAAAAAUAAAUACGCAAAGUUACUAAAACAGAAGCGGCAUUGGAACAAUGAAAAGUAUAAGGCCAUACUCUCCGAUGCUGAUAAGUCUUUGAAGUUUUUCAAAAUCACUCACUUCCGCGAUGUCAUAGUAGAGAAUAAUAAACUCGACGCUUCCAAGUUUACGUUUGCCGAUCCUCCUACCGCUACUGCAGCUGUGCCUUCGGGUGCAACUCCCAGUGAUGCGGAUUUGAAGAUAGCGGGUAACCUGAUUAUUCCGACCAUACUCAACGCUUUGGCAGAUCAACGCACUCUUUUCGAGACUACAACGAAGGAAAUUGAUGGCAAGCUAGCAAACCUAGCCUCCAGAAUCUCUCAACUUACCACUGCACUUAGCCACGUUACCGAUACAGUCGAUCAGAUUGCAGCGCAUACUGGGACUGCUACAAUCCAGAGUCGAACUCCACCAACUACUCCAAUUGCAUCAAAUGAUGAAGGUCAGCCAGAGGAAAAAGAUGAAGAUUAUGAUCCUGAAGAAGAGAACUUUGAUGACAUGUUAUCCCCUCGCGACGAUCAACAGUUUUUCUCAGAGCCGACAGCGCAGGUAGCAAUGCUUUAUCCACCUACAGUCUUACAGGAAUCUCCUGUGGUGCCAGAUCAAGACUUGGCACUUCCAGGUCGGCCAAACUUAGCUGUCCCUCCCCACGAUCAUUACAAGUACAUUGAUCACAGGGCAACUAUGAUGGGGGAGUGCAAAGAAUAUAGACUGACCUUGCUGUCUGUCUCUCUCUCCGAGAGUCUCUAUCUCUAUAUCUCCAUGACUAUACUGCCUUCCUUCCCGUUCCCCCUCCUUUAUAAUCAGUUACUAUCUUAUGACUGCGCUACCGUAAGCAAUUUCAGGAUUACUACCGCUCUUAAGUUCUCGAAGAGCCGUGGAAAUAUACCAAAUGUAAUUCUCUCUGACAUCCUCGUCAGGAAAAAUGCUCUCAAUGAUGUCUGCGAUAACCUUGACCUUUUUGGCAUCCCUUUCUCCAAUGUCAUAUCCAAUUUUCAUUGCAUUGGUCCAUCCGAUGCCAGUGGCAGUGAUAGAGUUUUUGCUUUAAUUCCUAAAAAUGGUUUCGCGUCGGUUAUAGACCGCCUGACAUUUUCGGCAGGUGGUAUAGCGCUCGACAGUGGUUUUUCUGGCUAUAAUGUUGUAUCUACAAUGAAAGAAAAUAUUGAAAAGUCAGCAGCCAAAUAUAUGAGUGAUGAUAAGGUGCUAAAUCAAUCAAUUUUAGAAUCUAUUGAUGAGACAGGCACAUAUGAAGCGGCGAAUUUCGGUCAGCAAAAACAACUCAUUUUGGCUAAUUUCUUGGGUUUUAGUGGAUGUGAGCCGACGUUUCUCGAUUUGAACCGCCUCCCCGAAGUGUUUCUUACUAUCCAAGUAACAAGCCCAAGUGUCUUACCUGUCCAAUAUGAAGGAGCAGUUUUGGGAGGAGCGGCUGUAAACGCAAAUCCCAAUUUUAGUGGAAACGGCUGUAGUUACACAAUUGACAACAUCUUUUUUACAAUUGAAGUUAUCUCUAUCGGAAACGGAUUAUAUGAUGCGUUAACAAGUCGUCUACUUGAAGAAAAAGGUUCGUUGGAUGUGCCCUAUAAAAACUUCAACACAUUUACGACAGACCAGUCCAGUGCGGGUGGCAGUAUUCGCGGUUCGGUCUCAACAAUGUCUCUUGAUAAAGUUUUUGCGUUCCAGCGAAAUAGCGGAGAGAAAAAAGCCGGUGGGUCUCCUUACGAACAAUAUUAUAUCCAACAAGCGCCCGUUCCCGCUGUGGGAAAUACCACUUUUGGCUUUACCAAUGCUGGUUUACAAGAUUGGUUCUUUCAAAUAAACAAUGCGCCAUAUCCUCUUUACAAGCCCGACACUGUCGAUGCGUAUGCCUAUGCU